Messenger RNA from Euleptes europaea (tarantolino), 814 nucleotides. It is a transcript of the gene SAR1A, whose product is annotated as secretion associated Ras related GTPase 1A. Lineage: Eukaryota; Metazoa; Chordata; Lepidosauria; Squamata; Sphaerodactylidae. The record is from RefSeq and is a predicted model, not a curated record. Bases 1 to 597 code for a protein of 198 amino acids. Gene Ontology annotation, molecular function: GTPase activity; GTP binding. Gene Ontology annotation, cellular component: COPII vesicle coat; endoplasmic reticulum exit site. The transcript has 6 exons. Gene Ontology annotation, biological process: vesicle organization; intracellular protein transport; endoplasmic reticulum to Golgi vesicle-mediated transport.
AUGUCGUUCAUAUUUGAAUGGAUCUACAAUGGCUUCAGCAGUGUGCUGCAGUUUCUAGGAUUAUACAAGAAGUCUGGCAAGUUAGUCUUCUUGGGCUUGGAUAAUGCAGGCAAAACCACCCUUUUGCACAUGCUAAAAGAUGACAGAUUGGGUCAGCAUGUUCCUACACUGCAUCCAACUUCAGAAGAGUUGACCAUUGCUGGAAUGACAUUCACAACUUUUGAUCUUGGUGGCCACGAGCAAGCUCGACGUGUCUGGAAGAACUACCUACCAGCAAUCAAUGGGAUUGUCUUUUUAGUGGACUGUGCAGAUCACUCACGUCUCAUGGAAUCCAAAGUGGAGCUUAACGCACUAAUGACUGAUGAAACAAUAUCCAAUGUGCCGAUUCUUAUCUUGGGUAACAAAAUUGACAGACCAGAAGCUAUCAGUGAGGAGAAGCUGCGAGAAAUUUUUGGGCUUUAUGGACAGACCACAGGAAAGGGGAGCGUGCCACUGAAGGACUUGAACACACGCCCCAUGGAAGUGUUCAUGUGUAGUGUGCUGAAGAGGCAAGGCUAUGGUGAAGGUUUCCGUUGGCUAUCGCAGUACAUUGACUGAUAUUUGGAGAGAUGGAUCUACGUCUGGACUGAUCCUGUUCACAGCUUCCUUAUGGACUUUUCUAUUAGAACAUGGAAGGCUCUCCGACCGCAUACUGGCAGUGACCCAGAGAUUUCUGUCUUCAGUUACCCUACAACACAGUGGUGACACAAUUCUUUUCCUCUUGCCUGGGAGAUUACACUCUGUGCACUGGUGUAGGUUGUCGCAUCCAGUGGCC